AAUACUGUCCAAAACUUACCAAUAUCUCUGAUAUUACUUUGUGUUUCAGGGGGAAGACCAAACUGGGGGAAAUUUUCACUAGGGCUUGUCCUUACAUGAAUUGAGCUCAACUAGGGUUUUCGAUAAAAGUUAUCGGUACAUGUAGUAAUGGAGAAAGAAGAGAAAUACCAGGCAAGUUUUAUGGGUAGUCUAGAUUACUCUCUAGACCACCACCACCACCAUCAAAACAACCUCAUUAAGCCGCGAAUCGGGGAAACUUCCGGCGAGAAUAACGACGACAACAAUAGUGGAAUGAUUGAUUACAUGUUAAAUCAACCUCAUGACCAACAACAAAUAUAUUCUUCUGGGUUUUGUACUCCAAGUAAUUCUCUUGAUAAGUUGAGCUUUGCGGAUGUGAUGCAAUUCGCAGAUUUCGGAUCCAAGUUGGGUGUGAAUCAUCAAAACAAAGUAUCAUCCGAAGAAGAAGAAACUGCAAUGAUUGAUCCGGUUUGCUUCCUCAAGUUUCCAGUCUUGAACGAAAAGGAAGAAGAUCCAUCAUCUCUAAUGGUGCCUCAUCCUCAAUCAGUUAUUGGAGAGAUGAUCAAUGGAGAGAGGUUGAUUCAAGGAUUGAAUAUUAAUGGUCAUGAUGAUAUGGAAGGAGGAGAAGAUGCAAAAGAGAUGAAUGAUGAAGCUAGGGUUUCGAAUCCAGAGAAGAAUACUAUUAAUCCUUUGCCUGUGGAAGUGAAGAACAAGAGAAAAAGACCAAGAAGUAUAAAAACAAGUGAAGAGGUUGAGAGCCAGAGAAUGACUCAUAUUGCUGUUGAAAGAAAUAGAAGGAAGCAAAUGAAUGAGCAUCUUCGCGUCUUGAGAUCCCUCAUGCCUGGCUCGUAUGUUCAAAGGGGAGAUCAAGCAUCGAUUAUCGGAGGAGCAAUUGAAUUUGUGAGAGAGUUAGAGCAACUUCUUCAAUGCCUAGAAUCACAGAAAAGAAGAAGAAUCUAUGGAGAAGCAGCUACUCCAAGACAUAUGGUUGCUUCAGGAGAUACCUCUCAGCUUGCAAACAUUCAACAACAACCACAAACACCAUUUCUACCUCCAAUGCCUCUUACAAAUCAAGUUAAUGAAGAGGCAAUGAAUUUUGAGAUCGGACUCCGGGAGGAGAAGGCGGAGAGUAAAUCAUGUUUGGCUGAUGUUGAAGUGAAGGUGUUAGGGUUUGAUGCCAUAAUCAAGAUUCUAUCAAGGAGGAGGCCAGGGCAGCUUGUCAAGACCAUUGCAGCACUUGAAGAUUUGCAACUUAGUAUACUUCACACCAAUAUCACCACUAUCGAACAAACUGUUCUCUACUCCUUCAAUGUCAAGGUGACAAGUGAAUCAAGGUUCACAGCAGAAGAUAUAGCAAGCUCAGUUCAACAUAUAUUCAGUUUCAUACAUGCAAACACCAGCAUAGGAUGAUGAGCUGUUGCAUAAAUGCUCUUGUCCAAGAUCUAUCUUUGUUGGAUUAUUUGUCUCAUCAUGAUAAGUACAUUGUUAAUUUUAUUGGAUUCUCUCUCUCUUUUUUUUUGUGGAUUUCUGUAUUUGAAAUAUUUUUUUCAGUUCUAUUUUGAGAAAUUAAAUAGAUAGAAAUAUACGUUAUAUAUAGUUUCCAUUAAAGGAAAC
Messenger RNA from Tripterygium wilfordii, 1632 nucleotides. RefSeq names its product transcription factor FAMA-like. Gene Ontology annotation, biological process: positive regulation of DNA-templated transcription; guard cell differentiation; stomatal complex development. The record is from RefSeq and is a predicted model, not a curated record. Gene Ontology annotation, cellular component: nucleus. Bases 148 to 1428 code for a protein of 426 amino acids. The transcript is spliced from 4 exons. Gene Ontology annotation, molecular function: DNA-binding transcription factor activity; protein dimerization activity. Lineage: Eukaryota; Viridiplantae; Streptophyta; Magnoliopsida; Celastrales; Celastraceae.